GGGGAAGUAAAUCUGCAGACCUUCACCAAAAGGAGGGAAAAAUAUCCAAUUUUCAUCGCAAAAUUAGCUAGGGCGAGAGCAAAGGGCUGAGCUAAUUGUAGCCUAAUCCUCUGCCCUGCAGGCGUUUGCAAAGCCCUGAGCAAGAAUUCGCUUUUUUUCCUCCUCUUCUCCCUUCCCUCUGUUAUUUAGAGACGGGAUUAUUGCCUUUCUUCUCAUAACAGCCUCGGCAGUUUCAUUUAAAGGCUUUUUUUUCCCCCCCUCUCACACACACACAUACACACACACGCACAAAAUAAAUAGAAAAAGAAGCAGCAAAAACAGGGGAAGAGAGAGGAGACAGCAGCUUUAGAAAUAAUAAUCACAGCAGGAUCUGCGGAGCAAAGAUAGUAAUAAAAGCAAAAAAGCUGAGCCCAUCCACACACAGCCCCGGCAGAGCCCAAAGCCAAAGGGGGGCUCGCAGAUCUCUUCUGUGCUCAAGGAGGGAAGAAGCAUGUCCCGUCUGUCUCUAACACGCUCCCCGGUUUCUCCUCUGGCUGCUCAAGGAAUUCCUCUCCCAGCUCAACUCACCAAGUCCAACGCUCCCGUGCACAUCGAUGUAGGAGGGCACAUGUACACCAGCAGCCUGGCCACCCUGACCAAGUACCCAGACUCCAGAAUAAGUCGUCUGUUUAAUGGCACAGAGCCUAUUGUCUUGGACAGUUUAAAACAACAUUAUUUCAUUGAUCGAGAUGGGGAAAUUUUCAGAUAUAUAUUAAGCUUCCUAAGGACAUCUAAGCUACUGCUCCCAGAUGACUUUAAGGACUUUAAUCUUUUAUAUGAAGAAGCAAAGUAUUACCAGCUGCAGCCAAUGAUUAAGGAACUGGAGCGAUGGAAACAAGAGAAAGAACAAAGGAAACAUUUCCAGCCUUGUGACUGCUUGGUUGUAAGAGUGACUCCAGAUCUGGGGGAAAGAAUUGCAUUGAGUGGAGAGAAGGCUUUGAUAGAAGAGAUCUUCCCAGAGACUGGGGAUGUCAUGUGCAACUCUGUGAACGCAGGCUGGAACCAGGACCCCACCCACGUUAUCAGGUUUCCCCUGAAUGGAUACUGCAGGUUGAACUCCGUGCAGGUGCUGGAAAGAUUGUUUCAGAAGGGAUUUACCGUGGCAGCUUCCUGUGGUGGCGGGGUGGAUUCCUCCCAGUUCAGCGAGUACGUGCUGUGCCGCGAAGACAGACGAGCACAACCCACCCCAACAAUCAGAAUAAAACAGGAGCCCCUGGACUAGACCCUCCCCUGCCCCCCUUUGUAACCAUAGAAGUGUUUAAUAGUCCCUUAUGUGAAACACUAAGGAUUUGCAAAACAGUAUUAGCAAACAGAUUUUGACUUUAUGUUGCCGAUUAGUGGUAUUCUGAAACUACCUGUCACGUAGCCAGCCUUGGAAUGCAAAACCCGUUGUUCACGGUGGAGUUCCUGAGCACACUCAGCACGGCAGGGCUGGGAUGUUCUCUGGGCUGAGCAGCAGUGGUGUGGAGCAGGCAGAGCUGCAGAAGCCUGGCCCUGCACUGGAGUUCUGCCAUGGGAGCAGUGGAACGGAGCAGCAGAGCCCAGGGACGCCCCAGAGCUGCGCUGCGGGGACGGGGUGUCUGCCAUGGGAGGAAGAACCCCAAAAACUGCACUGAGAACCUUCCCUGAGUGCCCCUCCUCCAUAUCAGCUGUGCUUUACACCCCAGCAUCACGGCCACCUGGUGAUUGUACUCGCCCACAUGAGCAAAUGGCUUAUUUUUAUACUCCAUUUCCAGCUGAGGUCUCUCUCUGUGAACAGGAUCCAGAACCAGGAGAGGACUGAUCCAUAGUCACUGGUGCUCAGUACUAAACCCCCCCAGAAACCAAACCAAACAAGUGACAAGAAAUUAGACAGGCCCACUUAUGGCAAUAUCUGCAACAGUAGGGAUCUGGAAGCACAAAAUGAAAUGCCAUCCACCAUCACACGAGGGUCACACACCCCGCGUGCAGCUGGAGCUCUUUUAAAGCCAAUCUUGUUUUGACACAGCAGCUUUUAAGUUUUGCAUCAUCAAAGAAGUGUGGUUCUACCAAGCAAGCCACCCCUUGUUAAUCAUUUACUGACCAUGUUAGAAGCCCACAUUUAGCAGGAAAAUUUAAGAUUUUUGGACGAGCCCGCUCUUUAUGGAUUUGGAAUUCUUGCAAAGAGUUGUUAAAACCCUGUAUUGCCAUUGCCAGAUGAAGCAGACCGCCUUCAGUUUAAAUUGUUUGGUUUUUUUUAAAUUUUAAAUUAUUCUUAAAAUUCUGUAGCUGCCCUCUAUCUGUGUAAUUUUGUAAUGAAGUCAGGGGUCUGUCUGCAGGAGGGUCCUGCUUCUGCCAGGUCUUGGCACUGACUCACAGGGCUUUCUAACUCAGGAGACAGCACCGUGCUUGCAGGUGCAAGGUUAUAAAUAGCAUUCUGCUAAAUCCUGUUUAUUGGUGUUUAGCAUGAUUGGGUCCUCAAUCACUAAUUCAUGUGUUAAUCACAAUUUAGUUUCUCCCACAUUAAUUUAUGGAAUACUGUUGUAGAUGCUGAAUUUUAAUUAAACUCUUUUUAAAUGCAUAAAUAUGGCCGUAUGGAACAAAGGACAGAGUAUUAAGUGGUCAGCAGUUCUUAAUGCAAAUUGAUUGCAAUCAGGCAAAAUUUAAAAGUCACGUUUAAGACCAGUAUUUUCAAAAGCAGUGAGCUGUACUGACUGUCCAAGGUAAAAUCUAAGGCAGGGGUCUUAUUUUUGGAAAAGGGCUGGAUACCUGUCCAUGGAAAAUUAGACCUCUGCAGGUUUUCUCACCUUGGUCACCCAACUCAGAAAUCUCUAAUGGAAAUCCUGGCCACUUGGCCUGCUACCUUAGCAGAACAGUUGAGCAAAUCUGUCUACUUUAAGAGUUGUAAAGUUAUUUUAUUUUGUGGUUUUAUACUUGUACGACAUUCUAAAGUUGCUAGGCAUUGCCAUAUUUAAAUAUGUGGCACAACAUUCACCUUUGUAUGUAAGAUAUCUGUAGAAUUGUAUAUUAUACAUUUAAUAUUGUAAAGAACUUAAUGUAUAAUUGUCAUGUAUUUGUGUAUGCACAUUUCUUAUACAGUACUUCAUGCCAUAAACAUUUCUGUAAAGUAAAUGAACAAAAACAAGCACGUAGGGUGGAACACUCACUGUAUCUCCCAUGUUGUUUGAAAGAGGUGAGAAUUUUUAAUUGUGUCUUUUCCAGCCCUUCGCUCCAUUCAGCUUGAUGUAGCCAUGUCUUACAAAAAGAUAGAACUGUUUUAUUUAUUACUUUCAUACCUUUAAGUCCAAAGCAUCCUUCAGGUCCAUUCAGGUUCUUGUUUUUUAUCCUGUAUCCUCUAUCCUGUAUCCACUCCUGCCCUGCCCUCCGGCACGGGGCGAGCUGAGCUCUUGUGGCAGCUUGUACACCCCAUGCAGUUCUUACCUCUCAGCCAGGGAAUAAAGGUGAUUGAUACUCCAUCCCAGGGGCUGCUCCAGGGAAUAAAGAUGAUUGAUACUCCAUCCCAGGGGCUGCUCCAGGGAAUAAAG
Molecule: messenger RNA, 3542 nt
Organism: Ficedula albicollis (Collared flycatcher)
Lineage: Eukaryota; Metazoa; Chordata; Aves; Passeriformes; Muscicapidae
Gene: KCTD15
Product: potassium channel tetramerization domain containing 15
Exons: 5
Coding region: 491-1261 (256 amino acids)
Biological process (GO): protein homooligomerization
Molecular function (GO): protein binding
Source: RefSeq, a predicted model, not a curated record